Messenger RNA from Brenthis ino (lesser marbled fritillary), 978 nucleotides. Lineage: Eukaryota; Metazoa; Arthropoda; Insecta; Lepidoptera; Nymphalidae. The record is from the annotation of a GenBank genome assembly.
AUGGGUUUAGAUUGUGUAAGUGUGAAUAUAACGUCCAGUACAGAAGUGUUCGCAGGUUCGGAGCCUUCAUUAAACGAACCGAGAAGAGACCUAGAGUCACAGAUUUUGAAGAAUAAUGAAGAAAACAAGAAUAAGAUAUGGUGGAGGCUGGGUAUCGACUUGCCGCUGUUUAUUAUUCUUUCAAUCCUCAUGGCGUUAUUCGAGAUGGGCAUGUUACCACAUUACAAGAAUGGCUUCCACUGUAACGACCCCGCACUCUCGUACCCGUUUAGAGGGGACACCGUGUCUAUGGUUGUUAUAAUGUCUACAGUAAUUUUAUUGCCAUUUGUGAUCAUAUUCAUAACAGAAAUAGUGCUCUUCGACCCCGCAUAUUCAGCUCGAACAAAACUAGACUACGCGUCACGAAGGACUGCAGUCUUGUACAGGAACUACGUAUUUGGGAUAUUUUUCAAUUUAGGUAUUGUAGAAGUCAUGAAAGCUAUUACUGGAAUUCCUAGACCCACUUUCUUCGACAUCUGUGAGCCGGAUGCUGCGAAAACUUGUAAUGGAUCUGAGUAUGUUAGUACGUUUGAGUGCACCUCAACUAGAUUCCCAAAGUGGUAUCAAAGCGAUUCCUACCACAGUUUUCCUUCAGGGCAUACAUCACUCUCAGUGUACUGUGGAUUGUUCCUAGCGUGGUAUCUCCAACGUCGCGCCUUUAGUUGGCAGAACAGGAUUGUUUUCUUAGUACCGAUUGUACAGCUGUUGUGCCUCGCGUACGCAGCAAUUUGCUCCCUCACUCGCAUCACCGACCGUCGCCAUCAUUGGUGGGACGUCCUUACUGGUGCUUUUAUAGGACUGGCAACAUCUUUAUAUGCGGUUUUAGUGAUAAGUAAAAACUUUAAUCAAAAAUCAAAAAGUACAGAAGAUAAAACUAUGACAGAGAGUCAACACACAGUGCGGACUUUAGUGUUUGACGGGCCGCAGCAAACAGUGCCA